AUGGUGCAUCCGGAGUCCUUGACCUCUAUUCAAGCGCCCGCAAUUCCGGGCGAGGAGGAUGUCUUCGCGGCCUUCGUGCAAUUCCCCGAAGAAAGCGCUGACAAUGCAUCGGAAUCGGGUAUCGUCAGGGUUGAAGGUGCUGCUUCAUCAAGAAACAUCCGCGAAGCAGACCUGCCUGACUUGGUGCCUUCACUUGCCAUCCCCUCACCCUUCACGUCAACAGGAAGGCCUGAUGAUUCAACGUCAAAUUGGAACGCUCCUGGCUCAACAUUGUGGACGGUUGGAGGACCCGAGCAUAGCGACAUCGUCAUACCGUCAGCUUUCUCGUAUCCGACACAAGUGUCCACGUGUCACGUUGAGACGGUGGUUCCGGCUGACAGUCCCCCUAGCUGGGGAAGCGGUAUACUGUGGUGUGAUGACUGUAACAGUAACGGGGCACUGGACAACGAUCAUCAGGAACUUUUGGUCUGGCUGAUGCGACAGUUGGGAUUCGAUAAUGAGAAAUCCAAGUGGGGUAUCUUCCGGAAAGAGUAUCAUCUCACCAAAAAAACUGGCGUCAAGAUGAUUGUUGCCGGGUUGAGCAAUCAACAGGCUGUGGCGUCUUUCAUUGCGCUAUGCUGCUAUGCGUGUUACAAACAACAUCGCUGCUCCUGUCGCGAGGUGGAGAACAUGAUAGCCAACGGCUUUUCAAGCGAUCCCCUCACUCGCCGAAACAUCAGUCAAUGCUAUCAAGCCAUUCUCGAAAUCGAUGAUCCACAGUGGAAGUACCUAUUGAAGGGAGAACUACCUCCGACAAGUAAACAUAGGAGGAAACUUGACUGUGACAGUCCCAGCGCAGACUCGCCAGAGGAUUCCAUAAGCGUGCCGAUUACGGGAUACGAUGGAUCCGGUCCAAGUCGGCCUUUCACGGACGAGGACUUUGACUCCCCCGAGUCGUCUUUCCCGAGCCAACUCUCAUACGUCGAGUUGGAGCGGGAGCAGAAAAAGUGCGGAGGCGAUCUCUUGCAGUGUCAGUAUCCUGUUCACUCAGAGCAUGCUGUGCAGUCGGGUGCCCUCAGCGCAACGCUCGACGGGGAUCUCAUGGACCUGUUUCGUUCCCUGCUGAGAUUGUGUGGGCUUGAAAAGAACCCCUGGGCGGUUUUCAGUCCAAACAUCGUUUACAAGGGUGGAAAGCUAGAGGAAUUCUUUCACGACCGGGACGCACAUCUCGUCUUCCAGUACAUCAACACCAUCAGGCUGCUUAUCAUGAAAGAGCAUCAGGAGAGGGGGUGUAGAUUCUUCGAAAAGAUGGUCGCCAGGCUACGCUACAAAAGAGGAAACAGCCAAAGCAUCGAUUUGCGUAGGUUUUAUCAAGACAUCCGCCAGUUACCAGAUCGUGCUUGGAAACAAGGCAGACCGGAAUGGUUCCCUCCAUCGCAAUCAAGCGAUCUAUCUACAUGA
Filobasidium floriforme is the source of this 1440-nucleotide messenger RNA. RefSeq lists its product as uncharacterized. The transcript has 2 exons. The coding region runs from base 1 to 1440 and encodes 479 amino acids. The record is from RefSeq and is a predicted model, not a curated record. NCBI's taxonomy places the organism in Eukaryota, Fungi, Basidiomycota, Tremellomycetes, Filobasidiales, Filobasidiaceae.